Tarenaya hassleriana is the source of this 1281-nucleotide messenger RNA. RefSeq lists its product as uncharacterized. The record is from RefSeq and is a predicted model, not a curated record. The coding region runs from base 1 to 1281 and encodes 426 amino acids. NCBI's taxonomy places the organism in Eukaryota, Viridiplantae, Streptophyta, Magnoliopsida, Brassicales, Cleomaceae. The transcript is spliced from 2 exons.
AUGCAAUCGCAUGCACCUGAGGUAUCACUGUCUAACCCGGUGAGUUCUGAUGACUCUGAUAGACCCCUGAUUGUCUUACAACAGAAAGCUAAGGCAAGAAAUGUCACUCGGAAGCGCAAAGGCAAUUCAGCACAUGGAAGAAGCGCUCAGAAAAGGAAGACAACUCGGAAAGGAAAAGGAACGGGUGAUGAAGGUCCUUCAGAACCAUCUGUCACACCUAGUGAAACAGGUGUGAAACCUCUUUCUGAUAGAUUCUUAUCUGUAGAAACUAAGAAGAGGUUUGACAAGUUUAAAGGAGUAGAUGUAAUUGCUGAACGCAAUGUCAAUGUGAUGGAUUUUCGAAAAAAUCGCAUUUGGACUCUGUUUGAAGAAAGGCAACUGACGGGGACGAUGACCUAUGCAUGUGCAUUUAGUAAAAUGCUUGUCAGAGAGUUUUAUGCGAAUCUCACUCAACGCACUGACAUCCCUGGAGACUUCUUGCAUCACAAGGCCUAUGUGAGAGGUAGAUUUAUUGAGUUUUCUCCAACAGUUAUCAAUCGGUUGCUGGGAACACCUGAUAAUGCCUUACAAGGAUUGGAAGAUUUACCUGAAGGAACUUCACUUGAAGAUUUAGAGGUAGCUCUCACUGAAGAGUAUCUGGCAGAAAGGAAUGGGAAGAUUCCCAUAACAUGUCUCAAGUUUGAAAGUCGGGUUAUGCAACUGAUUGGAAAGACAAAUUGGUUACCGACUCGAAGAUCUGAUGUGAUUCAAGAUGAGUUAGCACUACUGAUAUACAAGUUGUUGAGGAAAGAGGAUGUAAAUCUUGGCCGCAUCAUCUACAGUCACAUACUGUCUCGAGCUGCUGAUAUGAGACUGCGAUAUUUGCUGCCUCACCCCUGCCUCAUCCAGAGCAUUAUUGUCCGACAAAGUCCAGAGAUUCUUGUUGAUUCGGAGAUCACUGAAGUAAUUCAGCGACCAUUGGUCAUUGAAUCCAGAGUACAACAGGCUAGGAUGAGUCGAACACAACUCUGUAGCAAGGCGUUUACUAUCCUCAUGAAACAUGACAAGCAGUUACUUCAAGUGGAACAACUACAGAGGAAGAACACUAAAAUCAUAGCCCAAAUUCGUGCUCGUCAACAUGCUCUUUGGGAGGAGUUUCAGAGGGGAGAAAGUGAAGGUGGAGCACCCUCAUCAAGUGCAAAAGACAAAGUCAAAGGAAUAAUGGGUGAGGAUGACGUGUCAAAUGAAGUUGAAAAGGAGGAGGAAGGAGAAUCAGAAGGAGAAUCAGAAGGAACAGAGUGA